Messenger RNA from Fusarium venenatum, 3057 nucleotides. Lineage: Eukaryota; Fungi; Ascomycota; Sordariomycetes; Hypocreales; Nectriaceae. The record is from RefSeq and is a predicted model, not a curated record.
AUGACACGACCAUCCAUCGUCCGUGCCGAUACUAUCGACCUCCAAGAUCAUCACGCUCCGUCCGCUCAAGAUCACUCCAAAAGCCCACGUUUGGCCGCUGGUGCCAACUCCCUGGGCCCCCACCAAGCUGAGACUAUUCGCGAGAUCUCACACGACAUCGCAGACGAACAGAGCCGCUCCCCUCGGGUCUCUCUCGAUAAUCGUAAUAGCCUCGACGAAAUUGAUUCUUUUGCCGACGAGCUUGCCGCAGACUCCUCAGGCUCGAAGACUCGCGCUCAAGGCGCUCGCGACAACAACGGUAGCACAAUGAUUCAGGACGAUGCAUUGGCAGUUGCGCAGAAUGGCGGCAUGUCGUCAUCAGACGAAGGCGAGCUCGACGGCGACGAUGACCUGGAUGACGACAUGAUGGACAAGAUCUCAAGUUCGCCUUCGAUUGAAGAUGGUAGGUGUAAUUCCGUUGCCCCUGGGGCAUGGCCACGCCGUGUCUCGUCCCUUCCCUUUUCCUUUGGGAGUAGUUCUCCAUUCAUUUCUGGUUCAAGCUGCGCCAGAGUUUGUUCGCCAUAUCCCGAACCUCUCAAACGCAUUCACAAACCCAACGCAAUGGUGCCGCUAUCCCGAGCAUCGCCAGCGCUACCAACACCAGGUCAGAACCAUCGUCUUCAGGGUGAGUAUACCGAUCGCGACGAAAACGACAAUCACGGCGACGCCGAAUCCCACGAAGAAAAUACCUGCGAUACUUCCAACUCAACAGCUGAGUUUCACGAUUACGAGGAGGAGACCAAGAUUGAGCAGCAGAAUAUCACAAAUCAAGGGGAGUGCCCUUCUUCUGAAAGGUCGAGUUCUCGAGGUACCGUGAUUCAUUGUAAGGACCAGGAUAUAUUCUACGAUUGCGACCCAACGCUAGAGCUUUCCGAUUCGAUCAACAACGACGAAAACGACGAUGCGAGCGACGACUGUGAUCCAAACCUUACUGUUCCUUACGAGGAAUCUUUUGAAGACGAUGACUCUGCACUCUCCUUUCCCGACGACUCUAACUUCGUUGAUUCCGGCUGGGCGGUCGAGUGCUUACAAGAUACAGAGGACAUUGAUUUCGAAUUCGUUUACGCGUUCCACACAUUUGUGGCUACAGUUGAGGGACAGGCAAACGCAACCAAAGGUGAUACCAUGGUUCUGUUGGAUGAUAGUAAUAGUUACUGGUGGCUGGUGAGGGUUGUCAAAGAUAGUAGUAUUGGAUAUUUACCCGCAGAGCACAUCGAGACCCCAACAGAACGACUUGCUCGUUUGAACAAACACAGAAACGUCGACCUUUCUGCUGCUAUGUUGGGAGACACGGCGGAGAAGAAGGCACAAACUUUCAAAUCACCCAUUAGAUUCGGGCGUAAGACAGUUACCUUCACCUCGCCGACCUAUCACGACUACACCGAAAUCGACGACUAUUCAAGUGACGAAGAAGAUAUAGAUAACUUGUUUGCCGGUUCAACCGCCAGCGCCAAACAAGACCAGCAGCAAAAAGAUCAAAAGAAGGAAACCCGAGAUCCCACUAUAUCAAUUGUCGAAGACGAUUCAUCAGAGGAGAGCGCCAGGGUUGAGCCCCUUAAGCCUCGUUCGACAAAGGAUAAGACCGCGGAAUCUUCAAAGGUUGACACCGUUGAAGAAGAGGAUGAGGGCAGGGACAGCGAGGAGAUGCUAUUUGACAGCAAGGCCGAAGGACCUAGUCGAUCCCGCAAUGGUACUGUCAGAAACACCGACUCUUUCUUUAGAGACGAAACUGUCGAAACCAAGAAGAUCACUCUUACUCCCAAUCUGUUACGAGACGACAACCCAUCUCGGGCAUCUCAAGAUUCGACGAAGGAUAUGAAAUCUAGGGCAAGCCUUGAUAAGCUGGACAAGGAGCUUAUGUCUGACAAGGAGAAGAAGAAGAUCCAAGACAAGGGCCGGAAAGAGAAGGAUAAGAAACCGAGUGCUAUCCGAAGUUUCUUUUCCAGAAAAGACAGAAAGAAGUCGGUGGACGAAGAUGAUGAAUCAUUUGGAAAACGAUCGAUGGAUAUCGGUUCAGAGCCUCGGGACAGCGAAUCGAUCGAGGAAGUUGCAUCGCCUGAGAGACAACAACAACGAAGUACCAGCAGGCUCCAGAAGCAAGUACCCCGGAAUGAAACCUCACCUGGAAAGAGCGAGCAGUCAUCGACGAUGGAGUUGGCAGCUUACCUGGCUGAGUCUCGGGUUAACGACGUGUCCAACGUACCACCAGCAUCAAUGCGGAUUGUGAACCCCGAGACAAUGGAAACCCACGAAGUGCCUUCGAAUACUCAUGUCACAGGCAACGGCUCUAGAGUGAGGGCCUCCUCAGCCACUGCCCAACAUGAUGACACGAGAGCAUUGGCGAAGGCACUUGGUCGCAGCUCAAGCACAGGAGACGAACCCAGGACAACCAAGACAACCAAGCCUCGCCCUCUGAUGGACGUGGAUGAACUAUCCAGUUCUGAUGACGAGAGCGUGUCUCAACCAACGUCUCGAACAACACCUGAGCAGAGCGUUGAGAAGAAAACCGAGGGUGGUUUGCGGCCACAACUCCCCGGAGCAUUCCCUGACAGUUUUGACGCAAGUGUCAAGCCAAUUCCUACCAAUGCAGAACCCAGAGAACAGCAGAGUCGCCUAUCAGAAUCACCAGUACACGUCUCUCAUGUUGAUGGAACACGCCCACCCGCGUUGGAGAUCGAUACGUCCUCCCAAGAGGGUCGAUCGUCGUCUGAAGUGCCAUCGCCGGAGCUUGGACCUAGAGAUGAAACAUCCAAAGACAGCAGCCCAACAAGAAGCGCCAAGGAGCCUGGCUGGGACGACGAGAAGCUGCGCGCCUUCUUUGACGACGGCGAGCAUGUCCGAGAUCUUCUCAUGGUCGUUUAUGAUAAGUCGGACGUUGAACCUGUGGGCAAAGACCACCCGGUAGUGAGUGGCAUGUUCAGGGAGCAAAACGCAAAGCUAGCGGAGAUUACUACUCAACUCGACAAUAUGCUCGGAGACUGGUUGGCUAGAAAGCAACGAGCUCGGGGAUCGCUAUAG